Triticum urartu is the source of this 2687-nucleotide messenger RNA. RefSeq names its product O-fucosyltransferase family protein (gene EDA30). The record is from RefSeq and is a predicted model, not a curated record. NCBI's taxonomy places the organism in Eukaryota, Viridiplantae, Streptophyta, Magnoliopsida, Poales, Poaceae. Gene Ontology annotation, cellular component: cytoplasm; Golgi apparatus.
ACCUCGCCGAGGAGAGAGACGGGGAGGGAGGCAGAGAGAGAGAGAGAGAGAGAGAGAGAGAGAGAGAGAGCGCCCCACUCCACUCCACCUCUCCACUCCGCAGGUCGCCGCGCGGAGUGGCUCCUUCGAAUCGGAGCCCUCCUGCUUCGCCUAACCCUAACUCUCCCUCCUCCGCCCGUCCGCCGUGGGGCGCCGCCGCAGGCAGGCAGGAUUUGGAGCUGAGAGUAAUGAAAUAAGAUGCUCCUCAAAAGCAAAUUCAAGCUGGCCACGGCCGUCGGCAUCAUCUUGUCGAUGCUGUCGCUGCUGGUGCACCUUUUACUUGCAAAUUAUUCUGCCGGGGGAAUUAGUAAGUACAGCGUGGACAAUGUUCUUCCAUUUGGAUCGAAGCCUCGACCCCGUAGGUUGUGGGGUCCAUUGAGUACACUUGAUCACCUACACCCUUAUGCAAAACCUAGACAAUUGUACCCUGCUCCAGCUAAGGAUAAUGGUUUUAUUUAUGCAAAGAUUUAUGGUGGCUUUGAGAAGAUACAGUCUUCAAUCUGUGAUCUUGUCGCCGUUGCCAGGCUCUUAAAUGCCACUCUUGUUAUUCCUGAGAUACAAGCGACAACUCGUGCAAGAGGAAUCAGUUCAAAUUUCAAAAGUUUUUCGUAUCUCUAUGAUGAAGAGCACUUCAUUGCUGCACUUUCCGAUGACGUGCCAAUCGUGCGGGGUUUACCAAAGGAUCUUAGAGAGGCUAGAAAAAAGAUCAAAUUCCCCACAGUAUCUCCUAAGAAUACAGCCACUUCAGAUUAUUACACCACAGAUGUCUUGCCCAGACUUGUCAAAUCAAAAGUCCUUGGGAUAAUCGUUAAUGGAGGUAAAUGUCUCCAGUCAAUUCUUCCUGCAAGCUUGGAGGAACUUCAGAGACUUAGGUGCAGGGUAGCUUUCCAUGCUCUCAAGUUCCGUCCAGAAAUUCGGUCUCUCGGUAGCCAAAUAGUAGGAAGGUUGCGAGCAUUUGGUCGUCCUUAUCUGGCAUAUCAUCCAGGAUUGCUAAGAGAUACUCUAGCUUUUCAUGGUUGUGCUGAACUUUUCCAGGACAUCCAUACAGAAUUGAUUCAGUAUAGAAGGAAUCAGAUGAUCAAACGAGGAACUGUGAAGGAACAACUAACUGUUGAUUCAGUGUCCAUAAAGAAAAAUGGUUCAUGUCCACUGAUGCCAGAAGAGGUUGGACUUCUACUCCAAGCAUUAGGUUAUCCAUCAACUACAAUAAUAUACUUGGCUGGUUCUGAAACUUUUGGUGGGCAAAGAAUACUCAUUCCUCUACGAGCUAUGUAUGCCAACUUAGUUGAUCGCACUUCCUUGUGUAGUCAGAGGGAGCUAUCUGAUUUAGCUGGCCCAGAGUCUCCUCUCUCCUCUGAUUUGCCGCAUCCUCCACCUCCCAAGAGCGAGAAGGAACUCAUUGAGGAAUGGAAAAAAGCAGGGCCUCGUCCGAGGCCGCUGCCUCCACCUCCUGCAAGGCCAUUUUAUGCCCAUGAGAAGGAAGGGUGGUAUGGGUGGAUUGGUGAGAAUGACACGGAACCUGAUCCGUCGCCCAUUGAAUUUAGGAGGCAAGCUCACCGAUUGCUGUGGGACGCGCUUGAUUAUUUUGUUUCUGUUCAAGCUGAUGCAUUCUUCCCUGGGUUUCACAAUGACGGGAGUGGUUGGCCGGACUACUCAAGUUUGAUUAUGGGACACCGGUUAUACCAGACCCCAUCUGGUAUAACCUAUAGGCCUGACAGAAAGACUGUUGCUGCACUGUUUGAAAAUGUCAGCGAUCAUCUGUAUCAUCCACCACGGAAUUGGACAAUGGCUGCACGUCAGCAUCUCAAUAACAGUGCAGGCAUAGAGGGCAUCAAAAUGUCAGCUAUGAUGUCAAAACCUGCAUCUUUUCUUGCACACCCAUUACCGGAGUGCUCUUGCAGAAUGGCGAAGUCACCUGUUGUCCAACCGGUGAAAGAUAAGCAUGGUGCGCUCCUUUUUGGAGGUGAAGAAGACUGCCCUGAUUGGAUGGUUCGCUCCCUGGCAAUCGUGUCUACCAAGAAUAAUGAACCUCAAAGUGAGGAUUACGAGGGUGAGUUGCCCGAAGAUGAUCCUAGCCAAGACACGCAGCAGGAAUCCGAUAGAAGCGACACAAAUAAAUCCUCAGAGCAAGAUGAGGAGAUGGACCCCGAUGAUUGAAAAUAUGUGGAGAUGGAGCUUACCCAUUAUGCGCUAUGAGGCCCAGAUUAGUCGAGCAACUACCAGCUCCAGAUUACGCAAGCAAGAUCAGCGUACAUUUCAGUGAUCUACUUGGCCAGAGGGCACUUGCUUACACUGACACAUCAUGGAAGCAUCCAGGCAUGACAGGAGUGCCGUUGACCUUGGAUGCUUGCGUGAAUUAUCUUCGGUAUACGACCUCGAUACAGAAACUAACACUUAGGUUCUUUUAUUUCUGCAUUCCUUUCUUUUUUGCUCUUUUGCGGGUACAACCUGAAGAAAUUGUUUCUGUAGAAAUGUCUAACAACAAGAAGGAUGGAAACAUUAAAUUUUUGGCGAGCUUGGUUUCUAAGAGCGUCUGUAAAGGACUUCUAUUUUGCUCUAUAACUGAUGGAUCUUGCAUUGUGGUGUAUGUAGUUGGCGGAUACACUCAGCUCAUGAUACAGGUGAAAACUCUGGCAGGUAAUUCAUGA